UUAAAAAAAAAAAACCUUUACAGAAAACACCUCUGCCAUUCUUUUCCAAUCUAAAGACAAAACAUCUCUCAAUUAAGCUUUUUCACUAAAUCUCCGCCAUGCCGACCACCUCCUCCUCCUCCUCUUCCGCCGCCUCUUCCUCCGGCAAUCGUCAAGCCGAUGUCUUCUCCCGUCUCGCUUCCUCUGACCCCGAAGUCAAGCUCAAGGCCCUCCGCUAUGUCAAGAACCAGAUCAUCGGAAACCGAACCAAGAAGCUCUCUUUCCUCAAACUCGGAGCUGUUCCCGCCAUAGCCUCCGCUCUCUCCGAUUCAGAUUGCCACAACAACAGCAGCAUCCUCGUCCAAUCCGCGGCGGCGCUCGGGAGUUUCGCUUGUGGGUUUGAAGCCGGAGUUCAAGCCGUUCUCGACGCCGGAGUCUUCCCUCGUCUCCUUCGUCUUCUCACUAGCUCUGACGAAAAGGUAGUAGAUGCGGGGGCUCGUUCGCUUAGGAUGAUAUUUCAAUCCAAUCAAGCUCCGAAGUACGACUUCCUCCAAGAGAAGAACAUGGAGUUUCUUUUCUCCUUGCUGAACAGCGAGAAUGAGAACGUUAGCGGUCUCGGUGCGAGCAUCAUCGCCCACGCUUGUGGAACAACUGUGGAGCAACAGGUUCUCUGCGACGCUGGUGUCCUGGAGAAGCUUGUUGUCCUUCUCGAUGGUUCUCUAAGCCAGAGAGAAGCUUGUCUCGAGUCCUUAGCCACGGUUUUGAAGAGUAACCCUGAAGCUGUCUCGCGGUUCGUUGGACUUGAGGCUGGGAGAUAUUUGAGUUAUGUAACUGAGUUAACGAAGGAUAGGUAUCCGAGGACGAGGCUGCUUUCUUGUCUUUGCUUAGUUGUCAUAUACAACACGUCACCGUCUUAUUUCCUAAACAUGGGGACCAAAUCGAGCUUGGUAACUACUCUGCUUGAGCUUCUUAACGACCCUGGUCAAUCUGGAGACGAGGCUGCCUUGGGUUUAUCUUCUCUGAUCGCUGAAAAAGAAGAUCUGCAGAAACUGGCUUACGAGGCAAAUGCGAUCAAGAACAUUGUUGACAUCUUGAAGACAGGUAGUGAGCUUAAUCCUAAACGUCUUCAGGGUUUGUUUUUCUCUCUAGCUGAGUUGUGUUCCAAGCUUGAGGAUUGCAGGUGCAGCUUCCUGUCAUUGGAGGUGUUGGAUCUGCUGGUUAAUGCGCUUAGACACAAGAACGCUGAUGUAAGAACUGCAGCGUGUAUUUGCUUUAGAAACGCAGCUAGAUCAGUCAAGAAUCUGAGUGCAGGACGUUUCACCGCCGAUCAUGUUAUGCUUCCUUUGGUUCAGUUGUUGCAUGAUCCAUCUUCCUCUGUUCAGGUUGCAGUACUUGGUGCUCUGAGCAAUAUAGUAUUGGAUUUUUCAUCACCUAAGUCAACAUUCAUAGAGUAUGGAGGUAUAAAACAGCUAAUUGAGCUGUCGAAAUCAAUGGAUCCAAAUGCUCGGUGUAGUUCUUUGCGGGCGCUGAGGAAUCUCAUGUUCCUUGCAGACAACAAACGUAAAGAGCUUUUCUAUUCAGAGGUCAAGGCUCAAGGAUUUGCUUCCCUUAUCAGUGAUCCUGAGCCUUCGGUUCAAGAGCAAGCUGUGGCCCUCCUACGUAAUCUUGUUGACGGAUGUCUCAACUCCAUUGAGUUUGUAUUUGAUGAAGAUGGUCUUAUCUUAGAUACUGUUGGAAGGCAGUUGAGAAAAGCUCCACAAGCUCAAAUGGCAAUACAGGGUAUGUAUGUGCUCACAAAUGUAGCGAGUGGUACAGAGCUACAUAAAGAAGCGGUUAUGCAGCAGCUGUUUCCUCAACCACAAGCUGAGUCAAACAACUUCAUGCUUAAGUUUUUACAGAGCCAUGAGAGCCAGUUACGGUCAGCGACAGUGUGGACAAUCAUUAACCUCAUUAGUCCUUCAAGUCCUGGUGCACUUGAUAGGCAUGUGAAGUUGCGUAAUGAGGGUAUCAUUCCUCAGUUAAAGAACAUGGUCAAUGAUGCCUGCCUUGAUGUUAAGAUUCGCAUCAGAACCGUGUUAAGCCAGUCGAUGUCUUUUGGUGAUAAUUAGCAAACGGAGAGAUAUUGUUAUUCCAUGUUCCACAGCCUAUACACAUUGAACAUAACCGAUAGCUUUGAUUCAAUUUUUCACCAUGUAGCAGAAAGAGAGACUUAGAGUUUAUGAUCAUCUUCAUGGAUUAUAUCUCCAGUUCCAGACACACCUAUCAUCCAACAGGUGAAAGCAGUCAGAAACAGUUUGUACAAUUACUUGUACCACAGUUAGCUUAGAUCCACCACAUUUUUGUUGUUGUCUCCUUUUUUUUUCUUUGAAAAGAACUUAAAUUGUUUGUAACAUUUGAGUUUAUAUUUAACAAAACAACAUUUAAGUUUUGUAUCAUUAUUUUUUGUUGACAAUACCAGGAAAGUAUGGUAAUGUGACCAGCUACAA
Messenger RNA from Raphanus sativus (radish), 2465 nucleotides. RefSeq lists its product as uncharacterized. The transcript has 9 exons. The record is from RefSeq and is a predicted model, not a curated record. Bases 99 to 2087 code for a protein of 662 amino acids. Lineage: Eukaryota; Viridiplantae; Streptophyta; Magnoliopsida; Brassicales; Brassicaceae. Gene Ontology annotation, biological process: proteasome-mediated ubiquitin-dependent protein catabolic process. Gene Ontology annotation, molecular function: protein binding. Gene Ontology annotation, cellular component: GID complex.